AUGCAUAGCCGUCUGGCCAAAGUAUUUAUUUUGGCAAGCACUCAUCAUUUGUCAAAGUAUGUGAUAAUUGUGAAUGCCGACAGUCAGAUGUACCGCACGCUGGAAUAUAUUGAAUAUUACUUUGAUCAUAUACGUGUAAUGCAGUAUAUUGUGGUGAUUCAUUCGGAAGAGUAUGGAACAGUACUUGAUGUUGGAUAUUUCAAGACAAAGAGAUUUAUACAGCUCAACGACACCGUUGACUUUGGAUCUAUUUACAACGAUCGACUGAAGGAACUUAAGUUACGGGCGAUCAUUUCGGCAAGCAAACCUUACUCGUAUGUCACGAAUGAUUGGAAGCUAGAGGGAUUAGAUAUUGAAAUAGCCGAGGUGGUAGUCGGUAUGCUGGGAAUACCAUUAUCUUUAACGCUAGUCGAUGCACUGAAUGUCCAGGAAAAGCAAGAUCUUUUGUACUAUCAUAAAACAGACAUGUACCUAACACGGCGAGGAUGCAACUCUAAAUUUCCAUUUCCACAGGCAGAACUUCAAGAGCGAUUAUCUGUAAGACUUAUGAUGCCGACGGAAGCGAAAAUCAACUUUAAUCUUCAAUUUCUCAAACCAUACAAACGGGAGGUUUGGUAUUUGCUAUUGUUUUUGCUUAUAGUAGCUUGUACAUUAAAUUGGAUCUUCAGGCAACGAAUACCGGUGAACGUAAUAAUGGUGAUCGCUUUCGGGUACUUCCAAACUACGAACAGUUUGACAGCGUUGCUAGUGGUGGUUAUACAGUUUCUGAAGUUCAUUCUACUCGAGACGUACCUCGGACAAGUGACAUCGUUUAUGAUCCGGUUACGAUUUCAAGAGAACCCUCAAACGUUGGACGAGUUCUUCGAUUCCACCAUCCAGCUGAACGCUCCGGAAACAAUGAAAACAUUUAUAGGCCAUCUACCAACGAGCUUGUCGAGCAGAUUGUUGAAAAAGCUUCGACAAGAUUUUCCGUUUAACGAAACGACUGGUUACGAGCCUGGGUUUGCUUAUAUCGUUACCGAUUACGCAUCGGAUAUGAUGCAAAAUGCAGCUUCCUACGAUUCAAUGUUUAAUUCGACCUUUUUCUACAUCAUGAAGGAACCGGUGUAUGAGUUUAGAAUGUGCUAUGCGUUUAGUAUGUGGUCAAAGUUUGCUGGAAAAUAUAAGGAAUGUCUUCAGCGACUGUACGAAACGGGCAUCAUUCUCAAGCUAACCAACGAAGCGUGGAGAUUCGCAACCAGAUCGUUGAAGGCAAAUUCAUCGUCCGUUCUGAUGUUUCCUGAUCUGGUGCCGGUGUUUUUAUUCCUGUGCUAUGGUUGGGCGUUGAGUGUGGUAUGCUUUGCAGGAGAGAUCAUCUUGAAACUGGGGCGAACAAUUAUGGUGCGAUACCAGGAUCCUCCCGAACCGCAGCAAACCGUGGGCAGCAAAACACAACAUGCUCCGCCGAAUCCACCACCCCAGGGCAUCUACGGCAGUCUGGGGACGACGUGA
Molecule: messenger RNA, 1491 nt
Organism: Anopheles maculipalpis
Lineage: Eukaryota; Metazoa; Arthropoda; Insecta; Diptera; Culicidae
Exons: 2
Coding region: 1-1491 (496 amino acids)
Source: RefSeq, a predicted model, not a curated record